GUCCGUUUCUUCCGCAAACUCGAACUCUCAACCGAGACAGCAGAGAAGGCGAGACGAGGGAAGAUAACUCGGCGACCGCGCGCAGGGGAGAAGUAGGUACCCGAGAGAGAAAGAGAGGGACGCGCGACGAGAAGGUGAGAGGACGGGCCACCAUGAGGCGCUCCUCCAAGAAGUCGUCGUCAUCGUCCGCCGCGGCCGGUGAGGAACAAGUAAAUGAAAAACAAAACAGAAAAAGAAAAGGAGUCAGUACAAACCUGACCAGCAGGAAAGCACAACGUGUUCCCACUAAAGCGGUUUCAAAGGAAAUAGAGCGGAUUGACCAACUUUUCUAUACAUAUGCUGAUGGCUCAUCCAGCAUGAUUGACCCAGAAGGCAUCGAAACACUCUGCUCUCAUCUUGAAGUUCCACAUACAGAUGUUCGGAUUCUGAUGUUAGCAUGGAAAAUGGGCUGUGAAAAGCAAGGUUAUUUUACUCUGGAUGAAUGGAGAACUGGGAUGAAAGCUCUGCGAGCUGAUAGCAUCAGUAAACUGAAGAAAGCCUUUCCUGAACUGGUCCAAGAAGUUACGAGGUCCUCUAAUUUCCAGGAUUUCUAUCCAUAUGCGUUCCGUUAUUGCCUAACAGAGGACAAGAAGAAGUGUAUAGAAAUACCUGUUGCUUGUGAGUUAUUGAAUCUAGUGUUGAGCUUGCAGUUCCGCCCGCAGGUUGAAAAACUUAUUAAUUACCUUAAGCAUCAAAAUGAGUACAAGGUUAUAAACAUGGAUCAAUGGAUGGGAUUUCUUCGGUUCUGCAAUGAGAUAAACUUCCCAUCACUUGACAAUUAUGAUGCAGACCAAGCUUGGCCUUUAAUUUUAGACAAUUUUGUUGAAUGGUUAAGAGCAAGUGAAAAUUAGCUCUGUUGUACUGAGUGGUGGUGAAGAUGCAAUCCAAAUGUAAUACUCAGAAAUCACCUUGGAGAAUUUUGGAGGAUGCAGAUCAAGCUCGUUUGUGACUGCUCUGUUCAGAGUCUGGUUUUAGAAAUUAUCAAUCGCCUUGUAGUUUGCCUUUUGCUUUCUUUAUACUUGAUUUAAAUACUUUGCAGGGUCAUCAUCUAGAAUUUUACAUUGUCAUUCUCUAUAUUUGUAUUAUUCAAUGGCUUCGUAGGUGUGUAGUUUUGAGAGCAUGCAAAUUUUCUGGAAGUCUUGAAAGAACAUGUUGGCAUAUGUUGUUCCUCUCUUGCCCUGUUGGCC
Messenger RNA from Triticum aestivum (bread wheat), 1226 nucleotides. Its product is annotated as DCN1-like protein 4. Gene Ontology annotation, cellular component: ubiquitin ligase complex. The transcript is spliced from 11 exons. NCBI's taxonomy places the organism in Eukaryota, Viridiplantae, Streptophyta, Magnoliopsida, Poales, Poaceae. Gene Ontology annotation, molecular function: ubiquitin-like protein binding; cullin family protein binding; ubiquitin conjugating enzyme binding. Gene Ontology annotation, biological process: protein neddylation. The record is from RefSeq and is a predicted model, not a curated record. Bases 153 to 890 code for a protein of 245 amino acids.